UUUCUUCAUUUAUGCAUGCCAACUGCUCCAUACCUUCCUUCUCAUGGGUGGGCAGGGUUCGAAAGACAGGCAGCAUCUUUUUCCGCGAACAGUUAGUUACCUCAGUCAAUUUAGCCCCCUUACCCGGCAGUGACUUUUCUUCCCUCCAUCACGGCACACCCCAUCCACGUCAGAUCGCCCAUCAUGGACCCCAGCACAAUCAACUGGAAGGAUGCCUUCUGGUUCUUCUACUGGGAUCUGCAUGAAAAAAAUCCGCCUUCUUUCCUCACAGGCGAACAUGGCGAGAGCAAGUACGAUGAGUUCAUCAUUGAAUUCUUGAAAGGACAGCGUCUGCCUCGCGAUACCCUUUGUCGUCCUCGUUCAUGGAAUCACCUGUUGUGGCAUCUCAUGAGAUCCACCCUGUAUCACACAGGUCUACACCUCGACGAGUGUGAUAUGAGAAAUUUCAGUUGGCUGCUCGAGCCUCCUCCCAAAAAUGACAAGCCCUUGGUGAACUGGAUGGAGCUCCUCGACAUUCACAACCAAGAGGUGGACGACAACGUACGACUUAGAUACAGCGAUGAGCUCGGCGGCCUCUCUGACGACUAUGACGGUAUCUUCUGGUUUCUCCAUUACUUGGAAGAACGCGCAUUCGCAAAUAUUCCCUGUAAACCAACCAUGACAGAGGCGUGGGUCAGCAACCCCUAUCUCCUGCAAUUCGAAGACUUUCAGGGUCAUCAGCUUAAUUGGGCGGUGUCGCUUCCCUUUAAGAAAGUUCCAACCAUCAAACUAGGUUUGCCUUAUCUUCUCGAACAUGACUUUGUCAUCGUACACGAGGUCGAUUUCGAUUUCGACGUCAUUCGUCUUCUUUCUUAUAAACACCAGCUGGGAAAUCGAGACUUGCUCAGCGAAGCAUACUUUCACUACACUACUAUGCUUCGAUGGGCUUACUGUAUGAUAAGCGAAGACAGAGUCUCGAGUAUCGAUGAAUUCCUCCAAAGAACUUCUAGCUAUCGCCAUUUGUCGAAGCAGGCCAACGCCAGUGAUAGAUUGCGCAUCACGAAGGAGCUGUGGGAGGCCAUCAGAAUGAUAAGCCAAGAAAGCCACCAGAGAGCUUCAAAAGCUUAGCGGACUGCUUGGGGGGGAGAAUAAGGCAGAGGUUGUUGAAUGAGAUGAGCCCCGAGAUGGCGACUGCUCAUAAGGUUUUGGGGAAUCUUGGGCGAGACGAUUGCUACAUUUUUUUAGGGUUGGGAUGCUAUUCAUUUCUGACGAGCACGGUAGCACUACAACGCAGUAGAAUAGGAGAACCUUUCCUCAUAGGAAGCCAAGCAGGACUUCAUGACUAUUUUGCCAGAGUGAAGUGUUGUCUCGGGAGUGUUGGC
Molecule: messenger RNA, 1361 nt
Organism: Colletotrichum phormii
Lineage: Eukaryota; Fungi; Ascomycota; Sordariomycetes; Glomerellales; Glomerellaceae
Exons: 2
Coding region: 184-1107 (307 amino acids)
Source: RefSeq, a predicted model, not a curated record